Molecule: messenger RNA, 1182 nt
Organism: Cylas formicarius (sweet potato weevil)
Lineage: Eukaryota; Metazoa; Arthropoda; Insecta; Coleoptera; Brentidae
Product: thioredoxin, mitochondrial
Exons: 1
Coding region: 141-548 (135 amino acids)
Biological process (GO): cell redox homeostasis
Cellular component (GO): mitochondrion
Source: RefSeq, a predicted model, not a curated record
GAUUACGACAUCAUUUACAAGAAUAUAGUCCUAUCAUUACUUGGGAUAAGUUGUUUUGCAGCAUUUUGUCUAGUUUUUCUGUAUCACUGCAUUGCACCAGUACACCCAAAACCUAUCCAAUCGUUUAUUGAUAGAUAAAUAUGGCCGUAGCUCCACUUCUAAGAAGCAGCCGCCCUUUAUCAAUAAAGUCAAGAAAUUUGUUUACUAGUGGACUGUUAAAAAGACUAAUCGACAUAAAAGGUAAUGACGAAUUUCUAUCGAAAGUCAUGAACUCCCACAACCCAGUGAUAGUAAAUUUUCACGCUGAGUGGUGUGAACCAUGCCACAUUUUGACCCCUAAAAUGAAGGAGCUUAUCGAGCCAAUGACCAACAUAGAUCUAGCGAUAGUAGAUGUAGAAAAUCAUGCCGAACUAGUGCAUACUUUUGAAGUAAAAGCAGUUCCUGCAGUAAUUGCAGUCAGGGAUGGUUUAGUAGUUGAUAAAUUCAUUGGUUUGGUAGACGCCACCAUGAUAGAAAAUUUGAUAAGUAAAUUAGGUAAAAAGUUGUGAGGCUAAAAUUUGUUAAUUGUUUAUUCCAUGCCUGUUAGAGCCAAAGGAUUUUAUUUAUCUUUUGUUAAAAGUUUUUGCUAUAGUUUAUUCCAGAAUUCGCUUUGGUCUGGCAAAAAUAGGGACCAAAAUCGGAAGUUUGUUUAGUUUCAAUUUCCCUUAUGGCAAUAGCAAUUUCCAGCAAUAUUAGUCUCGCGUAAAUGUAUCCUUACCAUGCCAGAUCUGUUUGGUCUAUGGUUUGCAAUAUGAUAAAAUACAAUAUUCUUUCAAUUUUUAUAAAUUAAUUGAUUCCACUGGGCUUGAUUUUGCGGCAGUCCUUCGUUUUCCAAUCACUUUACCACUAUAGGCGCCAACUUUUAAUGGGAUUGAAGCGAAAUUAAUAAUAAUUGAUACAAAUAAUUUUCAUUUAAAUCAUAUCAGUUCACUAAAUUCAUUCAAAAGGAAAUAACGGCAAUAUUGAAAUUGUCAAUUUAUAAAUUUGACUGAGCGAAAAGUCACAGACCUUUAAACGAAAACACCAACUUAUGUAGAACAGUGUAGGCUUCACUGUGGGUAAUAGCUGUUAAUUGUUUUAAAAAUAUACAUGUGAACUUCUAUUUGGUGUACAUAAAAGUGUAUAUAAUAAAACGAAACUUUA